GCUCCGCCCCCCAGCUCAGCAUUUCCCUCCCUGACACAGGAGCCUGGACCUGCUCCGCCCUGUGAGAUGCAGACAUGGUGCCCCUGCUGCUGCUGCCCCUGCUGUGGGGGGGGUCCUUGCAGCAGCCACGGUAUUGGCUCCGAGUGCAGGAAUCCGUGACGGUGCAGGAGGGUCUGUGCGUCCACGUGCCCUGCUCCUUCCCCUACCCAUGGAGUUCGUGGUCUUACUCUGGUAAACUCUACACCUACUGGUACCGGAAAGGGGACCAUGUAUACUAUGAUGAUCCUGUGGCCACCAACAACCGCAAUAUACAAGUGGAUACAGAGACCAGGAACCGAUUCCUCCUUGCGGACCCCUCAUUCAACAACUGUUCCCUGAGAAUCAGAGACGCCAGGAUGAGGGACGCAGGAACCUACUUCUUCCAAGUGGAGAAGGGAUCUCAAGGGAAAUACAGUUACCAAAAUAUGCUGAAUUUGCAGGUGACAGCCCUGACAGAGAAACCCAACAUCCACAUUCCGGAGCCUCUGGGGUCUGGCCGCCCCACACAGCUGACCUGCAGCCUGCCGGGGUCCUGUGAAGGGGGACGACCCCUCACCUUCUCCUGGGCGGGAGCCGCUGUUGACUCGCGGAACCUGCAGACCUCCCGCUCCGGGAUGCUCACCUUUACCCCGAGGCCCCAGGACCAUGGCACCAACCUCACCUGCCAGGUGAAACUCCAAGGAUCUUUGGUGACCACGCAGAGAACCAUCCAGCUCAAUGUCUCCUAUGCUCCUCUUUUGACGAUCAGCUUUUUCCAGGGAAACUCCACAGGCCUGAAGACCCUGAGCAACCACACAUCACUGCCCGUCCCGGAGGGCCAGUCCCUGCGCCUGGUCUGUGUGGCUGACAGCAACCCCCCUGCCGUGCUGAGUUGGUCCCGGGAGAGAAAAGCCUUGAGCCUCUCCCAGCCCUCAGCUCCCGGGGUCCUGGAGCUGCCCCACGUGAGGCCUGCAGACGCAGGGGAGUUCACCUGCUGGGCUCAGCACCCUCUGGGCCCCCAGCAUGUGUCCUUCAGGGUCUCUGUGCAGAGAAGCCCCCAUUCCUGCAGCUGUGAGACUGAGGAGCAGCAGGGCUCCUGGCCCCUGGUCAUCACCCUGGUCAGAGGAGCCCUCAUGGGGGCUGGUUUCCUCCUCACCUAUGGCCUCACCUGGCUCUACUACACCAGGUAUGGAGGCCCCCAGAGAACACGGCCGAGUUCCUGACUGCUUCUCCCUCUUGCCCAGGAGGGACUGAGGUGUGGACCCAGAGUUCAGAGGGGCAGUUGUGGGACAGCAAUGUCACCUCCCCCGAAACUCUCGACUCUCCUGUCUCGAUUGGAUCCCUGGGAUUGUAAUUUGUGGAAGUGACUGAGUGACCACAAGGAGCGUCAAUGCCAUCAAAGAAGAUUUAUAUGACUUCUAUUUCCUACGAGGGUCUCCUCACCCCAGCCAUGCCAGCGGGGCCCCGGGGAAGCACUAGGUCCCCCAGGAAGCAGACACAGGUGCAGGGGAAGCCAAGCCAGAGCCUUUAUUGGGGUUUCCACGGGAAAUACAAGGCGGGGCAGAAUGAGCCCUUUAGGAUCAGCUAGUGUGUCUACCUCUGGGGGAGCUGGGCCUGUGGGCGUGGUCUCUAUUUGUCGGGUCCCAGGUCCUGGGGGAUUUCGGGCAGGUUGGGGUGUCUGGAUGGUGCUCAGGAUGGCUUGGGGGGCCUCUGAAAGUCUGUUCCUGGCACAGUUCUUUGCUGUCUCUGAGAACUGGCAACCCCGGAGGGGCUGUGUCUCCUAGGCCUCAGCCCCACAAGGUACAGAAGAUAAACGACAAGUAACGCACACCCACCGACCGGCCCCUUGUGCUGCCUGUGCCUCUCCCAUUGGACUUGUUCUCUCUCUGUGUGUCGGUCGGGCCCUCAUCCCCAACCCUCUGCUCCUCUCUCUCCAUCCUCAGGCCCUGGAAGGGACUGAAUUUGGGGCCUAUCCUCCCGUUGUCCCGAAGUUGCCUGGUUCACACCUGAGUUUCGGGUCUCCCACACGGCCCCAUCGGUGUAGUCGUCCGUACACAGUACAUUUAGGAGUACAGCUCUUUCCCCGUUGAAAGACACCUACCUUGUAGCGAUUACUAUAGAAUAUCCUAAUGUUUAAUUAUAAGUAAAAAUCUUAUCAAGUAAUAGUGAGGUCACUAUGUAGUGUCGGUGGGAGUUUCUGGAGCCCAAGUAUGGGAUCCUGAGACUGGCUGUGGUUAAGGGGGUGGUUGGGGGCCAAGCCUGGAAUGAAUGUGAGCCGUGAAUUCAGUCCUCUCCUCUAGCGGGUGUCACCGAGUAUAGCUCCAAAGUGUACAGAGCAGAAUCCAAGUUUGUUUUAGCUCCUGAAGGACCACCAACGCCGCCCCUUUUCCUGAGCGCUAGUGUGUCUCAGAUGUCUGAGUCGGGAGAGAAUGGUCUUAGUUUUGGUUUUCUAUCCAGAAUUUAAAUGACCCUUGCUGAGAAGAUGAAUGAAAGAGUUAAUGAGAAGCCUUUUGAAAUAGUAAUGCAGCCUGGUUGGUGUGGCUCAGUGGUUGAGUGUCGACCCAUGCCUCAAGAGGUCACAGGUUCUAUUCCCGGUCAGGGCACAUGGGCAGGUUGUGGGCCU
This is a messenger RNA of Molossus molossus (Pallas's mastiff bat), 2641 nucleotides long. Its product is annotated as sialic acid-binding Ig-like lectin 14. Bases 75 to 1241 code for a protein of 388 amino acids. The record is from RefSeq and is a predicted model, not a curated record. The transcript is spliced from 7 exons. Gene Ontology annotation, biological process: cell adhesion. Gene Ontology annotation, molecular function: sialic acid binding. Gene Ontology annotation, cellular component: plasma membrane. Lineage: Eukaryota; Metazoa; Chordata; Mammalia; Chiroptera; Molossidae.